Ilex paraguariensis (yerba mate) is the source of this 2120-nucleotide messenger RNA. The record is from the annotation of a GenBank genome assembly. NCBI's taxonomy places the organism in Eukaryota, Viridiplantae, Streptophyta, Magnoliopsida, Aquifoliales, Aquifoliaceae.
AUGAGUCAGGAGAUUGAUUUUGAAGGCUUCCUAAGGGCCUAUCUGAAUUUGCAAGCUCUAGCUACGACCAAGCUGGGUAGUUCAAAAAACUCCUCAUCAUUCCUCAAGACCACCACAACCACCCUUGUCCACACUGUUAGUGAAUCAGAGAAAGCAUCUUAUGUUUCUCAGAUCAAUAGCUAUCUUAGGGAUGACCCAUUUUUGAAGCAGUUUCUUCCAAUAGAUCCAGCUACAAAUGCCCUAUUUGAUCUUGCAAAAGAUGGAGUUCUUCUAUGUAAGCUGAUCAAUGUUGCUGUGCUGAAUACGAUAGAUGAACGAGCUAUGAACACCAAAAGAGUACUCAACCCAUGGGAAAGAAAUGAGAACCGUACACUUUGCCUCAACUCUGCAAAGGCUACAGGCAGCACUGUAGUUAACAUCGGCACCCAAGAUCUGGUUGAAGGAAGACCUCAUCUGGUGCUUGGUUUGAUUUCUCAAAUUAUAAAGAUUCAACUCUUGGCGGAUCUCAACCUUAGGAAGACACCUCAGCUUGUGGAAUUGGUGGAAGAGAGCAAUGAUGUUGAGGAGCUUAUGGGAUUAGCCCCUGAAAAGGUCUUGUUAAAAUGGAUGAAUUUCCAUCUCAAGAAAGCAGGCUACAAGAAACCCAUAACAAAUUUCUCCUCUGACUUGAAGGAUGGAGAAGCUUAUGCUUACCUGCUUAACGUGCUUGCACCAGAACACUGUAGUCCGGCUAACUUAAAUGCCAAGGAUCCUAAUGAGAGGGCUAAUUUGGUGCUCGAGCAUGCAGAAAAAAUGGACUGCAAAAGAUACUUAACCCCAAAGGAUAUUGUUGAAGGGUCACCCAAUUUGAAUCUUGCAUUCGUUGCACAGAUAUUCCACCAAUGGAAUGGCUUGUCUGCAGACAGCAGCAAGAUCUCCUUUGCGGAUAUGAUGACCGAUGAUGAGCAAAUAUCUGGAGAAGAGAGAUGCUUUCGAUUAUGGAUCAACAGUCUUGGAAUUGCUUCUUAUGUGAACAACUUAUUUGAGGAUUUGGGUUCCUCUCUCAAGGCUGAGCAUGUUUUGCAUGUCUGCAAUGGGGUGAUUUUUAAUGCUUUCCUGUGGCAGUUGAUGAGGUUUAAUAUGCUUCAACUCUUGAAAAACUUGAGAUCUCGCUUCCAAGGGAAAGAGAUUGCCGACACUGAUAUCUUAAAUUGGGCAAACAAAAAAGUGAAGAGCACCGGCAGAACUACUCAAAUUGAGAGUUUUAAGGAUAAGAACCUUUCAAGUGGAUUGUUUUUACUUGGGCUUCUCAGUGCAGUGGAGCCAAGGGUUGUCAAUUGGAAUCUUGUCACCAAGGGUGAAAGUGAUAUGAUUAUUUGCCAUUGCGAAAUCUUUUAUGGAAGUAAUAAGCUCCAAUUUGAUGAAGAGAAGAAGUUGAAUGCUACUUAUAUAAUUAGUGUUGCAAGAAAGCUUGGAUGUUCAAUUUUCUUGUUGCCUGAAGACAUCAUGCAGGUAAACCAAAAGAUGAUCCUUUCUCUUACAGCUAGCAUCAUGUACUGGAGCCUUCAGCAGCCAGUGGAAGAGCCGGAGUCAUCUCUGUCGCCUGCUACUACUGUGGCUAGUCCUGAUGCAUCACCAACACCGUCUAUUAAUGGUGAAUAUGAAAACUUCCUGUGUCCAUCCCCUGCUGCUGCUGCUGCUGCUGCUGCUAGUCCUGGUGCAUCCCAGGAACCGUCUAUGAAUGGUGGAGAUGAGAAGUCCAUGGUUGGUGAAAGCUCCCCGGGUGGUGAAUUCUUGAACUUGACUAUUGAUGAUGUGGAUUCUGGUACUACGGUGUCCUCAGAAGUUGAAAAUAAAGACGCCCCAGAACAGAUUGAAUGAGAGUUGCAAAUGUUUCACUGCAUGAAAUUGGACAGGAGCAAUGAGAAAUAAGAAUUGUAUGAAAAGAAAUACAGAGAGAUCAAGGAAAAAUAAUCGUUUCAAGGUAAAGGUGGUCAAUAAGAUAAAUACUGCUGCUGCAAAACCAGAACAAAUGCACUGCACUAUGUUCCUGGGUCAUAAAGGAGAAUGAGUCUUGUAGAACCUGUUACUUUUGAGAUACAUUUGUCUUUUCUUUUUGUACAAUCUCUCUCUCUCUCUCU